Lathyrus sativus (Indian pea) is the source of this 1344-nucleotide messenger RNA. NCBI's taxonomy places the organism in Eukaryota, Viridiplantae, Streptophyta, Magnoliopsida, Fabales, Fabaceae. The record is from the annotation of a GenBank genome assembly.
AUGGCACUAUUCUCAACCAAUCUCAAGGUCCUUGUCAUCCAUCAUGACGUUAUUCUUCUUGAGCAAAUUCAAGAAAUGUGUGAUAGAUUUCAUUAUCUAGUAACCAAAUGCACUUCUGCUUCUUAUGCUCUUAAUCUUCUUGCCGAAAGUAAGGGUUAUUUUGAUAUAUUGUUGAGUGAUGUUUGUAUGUCAAACAUGGAUUCUUAUAACUUUGUUCAAAAUGUAACCCUACACCACAAAAUUCCUGUCAUUGUGAUUUCUUCUGAUGCCACAAAAAGCUCUGUCAUAGAGUCUAUUAUUAAUGGCGCCUGUGAUUACUGGCUUCAACCUUUACAUGAAAAACAAUUCAAGACUAUGUGGCAACAUGUUGCUAGAAAAACUUUGAUGGAGAAUAAAGAACAUCAAGAUCUUGGAUUCUUGAACGUUGGAACUGAUAAAGAACCUGAAGUUCUUGGAAUCUUGGAGACUCAAAGUCAUCAAGAAGAUGAAAAUCUUGAAAUCUUGAAAGCUCAAAGCCAUAAAGAACCUGAAGUUCUUGAAAUGUUGGAGGCUCCUCGGCAUUCAAAAAAGUCAAAAAAGAGUCGGUUAUCAUGGACACGGCAACUGCAUCAGAAGUUUGUAAAUGCUGUGAACCAACUUGGCUUAGAUGAGGCAAAACCUAGAAAUAUUCUCAAAAUUAUGGACAUUUCGGAUUUAACAACAGCACAUGUGGCUAGUCAUUUGCAGAAAUAUAGGAAUUAUUUGAAGAGACCGUCUUGUGGAAAAAAGUCAAAGAAAAGUCCAAGGAUUGAGACUCCAGCUGAGUGUAUUAAUAAAACAUCAUUAGAAUCUGAAGAUGCUCACUCAAUGUUACAAGAAGACCAAAGUUCUCAACUGAAUUCAACUCUUCACAGUGAUAAUAUCUUUGAAACACAACAACAAUCAAAUGAUGUUACUAAUUAUCAAGUUCCCGACAGUGGCUACAAUUAUGAAACACAACAACAAUCAAAUGGUGUUACUAAUUAUCAAGUUCCCGACAGUGGCUACAAUUAUGAAACACAACAACAAUCAAAUGAUGUUACUAAUUAUCAAGUUCCCGACAGUGGCUACAAUUAUGAAACACAACAACAAUCAAAUGGUGUUACUAAUUAUCAAGUUCCCGACAGUGGCUACAAUUAUGAAACACAACAACAAUCAAAUGAUGUUACUAAUUAUCAAGUUUCCGACAGUGGCUACAAUUAUGAAACACAACAGCAUUCAACAGAUGUCGGCGAUUAUCGAGUCUCCAACAUUAUGAGCAAUGAUUUUCCUGAUCCAUCUGACGUGUUCUUUGAUUUAGAAGAGUUAAUGUCAUUAUUAAUUUGA